GUGUGUGUGUGAGAGAGAAGGGGAGGGCUGAUUCUGCAGCAGCAUAUUGUAACUGCAGGUGCAGUGAAGGAGACUCUCAGUUCUCUCGUGUCGUGACUGAAAACUGAAGUUAACUGUGAAAACUUCAGGGUGUGUUGUGCUGGUCUCAUGGCUCUCAUCACCAACGUGAGCGCCCUGCUGGUCUUGGCUUGUAUUUCCCAUCAGCUGAUGUCGAGCAGCUGCCAGAAGAGCCACGGACGGCGGGGGAGAGGUAUGGACAGAGGACAGCCCAAGGUCAGGCUGGUCGGGGCGAGGUCAGGGCCCAAGGCGGGCCGCCAAUCCGCGGCCGUCCCCGCCCACACCCUGAAGGGCAAGAUGGUCGUCAAAGACAAGUCCGAGUGCACGUGGGCCGCCACCGGCGAGGACACCUUCGUCCUGGGUGUCUCGUGCCGGAAGUGGGGCAGGAGCUUCGGCUGCGAGUACGUCGCCAGGCCGGCCGCCUGUCCUCAGUACGCCUCCAACGUGGACCUCUACUGGAAGCAAAUCGCCAGGGCGCUGAGGAAGCAGAGGAGCGCGUGCGGGGCCGCGCGGGUCACGGCGGGCGUGUGCCGCCGCGCGCCCGCAGACGCGCACUUCAGGCCGCGUAAGGCUCCGGGGAAUCCCGUCCGGCCUCCCGCCCCGGGUCCGGCACCCAAGGGCGCCAAGUCGUGUGUGCCAGGGAACCGGAAGCUGGCCGAAGAGCACUGCAACGAGUCCUGGUCCAGUUUCUGCACCUUCUUUUUCACAAUGGUGCAGGAUUACGAUUGCUGAGGCUGAUCAGAUCUCUGUACAGUAACAUCAGUACUUAUCUUAUUAUAGACUAUUUAAAGACAAAUGCAUCGCCAUUCCUGACAAGUACUCUAACCCUAUUAUUACCUUUUCCUUCUAUUCUUUAAUGCUGUUUUGUUGAUUUCGGGAGAUAGCUGGCUGUUUAAUAAAAUACUGGACACACGUAUAAACUUAACCCAGCAUA
Molecule: messenger RNA, 991 nt
Organism: Gasterosteus aculeatus aculeatus (three-spined stickleback)
Lineage: Eukaryota; Metazoa; Chordata; Actinopteri; Perciformes; Gasterosteidae
Gene: fgfbp1a
Product: fibroblast growth factor binding protein 1a
Biological process (GO): cell-cell signaling
Molecular function (GO): growth factor binding
Source: RefSeq, a predicted model, not a curated record